This is a messenger RNA of Cottoperca gobio, 2145 nucleotides long. It is a transcript of the gene trmt6, whose product is annotated as tRNA methyltransferase 6 non-catalytic subunit. Gene Ontology annotation, cellular component: tRNA (m1A) methyltransferase complex; nucleus. Gene Ontology annotation, biological process: tRNA methylation. The transcript is spliced from 12 exons. The record is from RefSeq and is a predicted model, not a curated record. The coding region runs from base 215 to 1630 and encodes 471 amino acids. Lineage: Eukaryota; Metazoa; Chordata; Actinopteri; Perciformes; Bovichtidae.
GCACGCUUUACAAUCUGCAAUUGAUUAGUCGUCCUGGGAAGCUAGGGAAAUGAAAGCUAACACGUGGAAAUAGUGAUUUGCUGUAUUUUGUUUCUACUUCAGGGAGGUUUAGUGCCUUAUUGAACCGUGCCUGGUCAACAGCGACUCCGUAUAAUUCUCUGAAGGUGACAAUUACCUCUCAGCUGCCUGGUGAGCUGGUUUAAUCCGCUAUAUUAUGGCGGACAACGUAGACGAUGAUUCUCUAUACAGAAUUAAAGAGGGUGACUACGUUGUUUUGAAACGAGGAGAUAUCUUCAAAGCUGUGCAAAUUCAACAGAAGAAGAAGGUGGCUUUUGAGAAGCAGUGGUUCUUCCUGGAUAAUGUUGUGGGACAGUUGUAUAGCACCACAUUUGAAAUUGUGUCUGGAGGGAUCCUGCAGCCACGGAAGCCCAAGGACACAGAGAGCUCCACCGAUGCAAAGGGGGCAGGUACAGACAACAGAAACAUUGUUGACGAUGGAAAAUCACAGAAGUUGACCAGGGAUGACAUUGAGACGCUCAAAGAGCAAGGUCUGAAGGGUCAGGAAAUCAUUCAGCAGCUUAUAGAGAACAGCUCAACAUUCAAAAAUAAGACUGAAUAUGCCCAGGAUAAGUACAUCAAGAAGAAGAAGAAGAAGUAUGAAAAUACUGUGAUGAUUCUAAAACCGUCCUGUCGCAUCCUGGCUAUGAUGUACCACGGCCGGGAACCAGGGAAGAUCUGCCACCUGCGGUACGACACUCUUGCCCAGAUGUUGACUCUGGCAAACAUCCACGCUGGCAGUAAAGUGUUGGUGUUUGAGACUUGUGCUGGCCUCGUGCUGGGAUCCGUCAUGGAAAGAAUGGGGGGCUAUGGCUCAGUGAUCCAAAUGUACCCAGGAGGUGGGCCUGUUCGGGCGGGUGUGGAGAGCUUUGGCUUCCCUUCACAUUUUCACGAUAUGCUGCAUGAGUUUCCCAUCUGCCAUGUCAAUGCUCUGCUGGCAGGCACUCUGGACACUACUGCCAAAGAUCCCAGUGCUGAUUCAAAGCAGUCCAACAUGGCUGCAAAGGAGGAGCAAAACCAGCCUGAGGCGGAGCGGCAGGGCAGUCCAGAGGAACAGAGCAUGGAGACAAACAGUGGCGCUGAUGGUAGCCAUGACCCCAAGAAAGAAGAGGAGGAGAAACGCAGGGAAGCCAAAGCUGAGGAGAGAAAGGUGAAGCAGGAGGAGAAACGGAAGAAGCUAGCAGCUGCUGCUGCCCUGCUGGAAAGCAGGAAUGCCGACGGGUUGGUCAUAGCCAGCCGGUUUAACCCAUGUCCAGUCCUAAUGGGCCUGCUCAAAUUCCUCUCUCCCUCCAGGCCUUUUGUAGUCUACUCCCAAUACAAAGAGUCUCUUAUCGAGUGCUACACAAAACUCAAGGAACACGGCGGCACGGUCAACCUGAAACUCACAGACACCUGGCUCAGACAUUACCAGGUGUUGCCUAACAGGACACAUCCUGUGCUACUGAUGAGCGGGGGCGGGGGCUACCUCCUCUCAGGAACAACGGUUGCUGCGGACCAUUCCAAACCUUCAAGCUCCCGGCAAGAUGGGGAACCAGCGGAAAAGAGACAGAAAGUGACAGACACUGAAGGAUGAGCAAACACCGCGGCAUCAAAUCUUUUAAGGGCACAUUACCAAUGACCUGUAGGGGUUUUUCCUCCAGCAUUGACUUCUCUUUCUGCUGAACUGAUUUGACACAUCUGAAAUAAGGGAGACGGAGUGUCUGGUUUGCAUUCAUCAGAUUACUUUCUCCCGUCUUGUGUAUUCAGAUCAGUGCAGAGGAAGGCGUAAUGCGGAGGAGAAAACUUUCAGCCAGUUAAGGGCAGUAUGAGCUCAGUGUAUGUGUUGCGUAAGGAACUGCUGAAAUGAUCUUUCUUGUGUUGAGAGUAAGUGACAGAGUUGUGUCUUAUGCCUCUAGACCAGGUGUACAAACAUUUUAUUUUCUAAUUAAAGCUCUCCAGCUAUUAGUUUAUACAUUUUUUUAAUUUUGUAAUCCCUUCUGAAAGUGCCAUUUGUUUUAUGAUCCAGCUGGGUUACAUCUGUAUCUGCACAGAAUAAAAAAUAAAGCAGCACUCAAUGUGUGAAGACUGAACAAACUCUUCAGAACACGA